Messenger RNA from Octopus bimaculoides (California two-spot octopus), 1088 nucleotides. RefSeq lists its product as uncharacterized. The record is from RefSeq and is a predicted model, not a curated record. Lineage: Eukaryota; Metazoa; Mollusca; Cephalopoda; Octopoda; Octopodidae.
AUAUUUUCUUUAUUUAGCUCUCCUAAAUAUAAAAAGGUGUACCAGUAUAGGUUGAAUUUGUCAGUUGCUUUAGCUCAUACCCAGAAACAGCUGGCCUGCCAUUAUGCAGUAAUUUAUACCGCCAACAUCAGCACAGUCUCUCUUCAGAUCACAGUCGUUGAAGAGAGAAAGGGGCCAUUAAACUUCAACAUGGAACAUAGGCAUUACUGAGCAGAAAAGGAGAAUAAUUUUGCACCAAUACUAGUUCCCUAAAUCAUUUCAACAUGACUAGUGUCUCGAAAACAUUGAAAUACAUUGAUAUUGAAAAGAGCAGUGCUAAAGACAUCUUGGAUAGGUGUCGAUACAAGAGAGAAUUGAUUGAUGAUGAUCUCCAGUAUUUAUAUAAUGAUCUUUACAAAUACAAGAAACGUUUCCAGAGAGCUUACCAUAAUCAAUUCUGCAAUGACUAUAUGGAAACUAAAAAUAUGAAAGGUAUUGUUGACCUCCAAAUCUACCCUCGUGGAGUUCGGACAGCACAUUUCCCAUUAUACACGACGGAAGGAGACAGAUUACCAAUUGGAAGACCAGCGGCAGGAGCUUUGUAUGAGAAGUCUGUUAUAACAAGCAACGGUCGCCAAUAUCGCUUCUAUUCAGUGGCGUUGUAGAUAAGGUUUAGCUAAAGCUAGAUAUAUAUAUAUGUAUGUAUACUCUCACUUUAAAAAUACUGCAACACAAUUUCAAAUGAGUGGCAUAGAAUGAUUCCUUUUGACUCAAAAGGAUACAAUUUCUGUUUCAGUCAGUUUCACUGAUUAUCUAUUUCCUGUCUAUAACAAAACUAUAUUUGUGAUAACUUGCUAAUUUAUCCCAUCACUCACUUCAGUAUUUGUUAAUGAAUGUUACAGAUAUUACUUCUAUUACACCAGCAGCAAUAAAAACAAUAAUAAUAAUUAAUAGUUAUUAUAAUGAUGAUGAUGGGCUAUGUAAUGAUAAAACGCUAUAUAAUUUUUUCAUAGAAAUAGAUCACAAAAAUUAAGUGUAAAGUAUCAAAAAACUUGCAUUUAAUUGACUGAGGUAGAUAUGAAUAAAAUUUAUUACAACACUAGGAAAAA